AAGAUCGGACCAUCUUGUGUAUCGGGCCCAAAGGAGGUUCUGGAUUGGGAUCCGGUCAGAGGAGCGAUCCAGGCUUUGACUUUCAGCUCUCGGGCGGCGCAGGAGAUCCGGGCGGAUGGUACUGUUGGCAGCGUGAGCCUACCUGGUUACGCUCGGCUCGGAGGCUCCGGCAUGGACCGGCGGCGAGGUGCGAGGACUGGCCGAGGCGCGAGUCCCAAGAAAGAGUUAAAGAAAACAGGGAGACACAGUCAAAGGAAAGAGCCAAAGAAAAAACCAUCGCAUCUUUCUUGUAAAUUACCUUUCCCUGAAGACCUGGAUAUCUCAAUUAUUGGGAAGGUAAAAGAAACUGAACAAGAUGAAGAAUUGGGUGAUUCUUUUGUUGCUCCUUUACAUAGUACUGCUUUAUAUUCGGAAGCAGAGGAAAUCUUCAGACCUAGUGAGUCCCUGAUCCCUUCCGUUGUUUCCACUCCACCUGGAAAAAAGGCAAGAACAAGCACGGAAGUGAUUGAAAAUCAAUCUGAGGAAGAAGAAGGUUCUUUAAUAGGGAGAAGAACAAAAAAGGCAUUAAGAAAAUCCAGACCAUUACUUGAUGAUGAUACUGAAUCGGAAAGCAUUUCAGACAGAGUGACACAUUUAGUAAAGGGAAUGAGAAAGCAGAAGACUACAGCUUCCUCACCUGUAUGUUCUACAAAUCUUCCAGAGAAAUGUGCAGAGUCAGUGUUUUCUAACGAACUCUUUGUUGCUGAAAAAGCAUCACUUGUCACCAAGAAUGAAGCGAAGACUCUCAGAAGAGGAAUCUCUCUUGAAAAGGAGAAAUCUCAAAGUCAACCAUUAAACCCAGACUCUCAGUAUAUUUCAUCUCUAGAGAAGAAGAAAAAGUCUACCAGAGAUAAAGCAAAGUCACAUAUUGUGUUAUCUGCAUUUGAGGACACCCUGGUACAGUACAAGCAGCAAGUGGAAUCUAUAAUUUGCCAGAGAGCAAUCGACAGUUUUUAUUCUGUUUUUAAGGAACAAUUUAUUAAAAUUCUUUCCGAAGUCCAAAAUCUGAAAAAUUUGAAAAGGAAGAAUGCCAAGGUGAUUACAAAUAUCAAUAAGAAAAGGAAGUGUUUAUUUGAAGCUCAAGAUCAACUAAUAAGGACUGAACCACAGCUGAAAUAUCUACAAAUAAAAUAUGAGGAACUUAAAGAAAGAAAAUCCUCCUUCACAGAAGCAACAUGGUUUUUCUCCAAUUUAAAACAGCUUCAUGAUGAUUAUGCAGCUCUUAAUAGGCAAGCCCCAUCAGGAAGAGAAGAGUAUGACUCAUCCAGCCUGCCAGCUCUGCUGUUUGAAGCAAGAAGCAUUUCGGGAGCAGCACAGCACCUGAAGAAAAUCAACUCUCACCUUCAGCAGCUUUCUGACCAGAAAUGAGAGAGAACCUGCCUUAGAGUAUAUCUUGGUAUAAAUUUGUUCCUAGAGAUUAAGUUUGUAUAUUUAAUUUAGCAUAAUUUAUUAAACUGUAGUUAAAUAUAAAAAUCAUUAUUUUAGAAAAUUUGCUUUGGAGUAAUUCCUAGGUAGUGAAGGUCUAUAUAGAUUUGUGAAUAGUUUAAGAAAAAGAUGUUAAUAAAAAAAACAAGAUAACUUUCAGAUUUAAAGGGAUUUACUUUGAACUGAACUUACUAGCUAUUAAUGCUUUCAAUUUUAUUUCUGAAUGAUAGUAAUCUGGCAUUAAUUUUGCAGUGCUAAAAAUAUGAAAAAUUAGAUUAUCUUAAUUAAAUAUCUUAAUACUUGUAGCCUUCCUUAGUCCAUUAAAGCAUGUUAAAAAAAACACAAAACUUUGAGUAAAUAUAGUUACUUGUUAAAAAAUACUUUCUUGAGCCACAAUAUUUUUCUUAAUUUGGUUUAAAAGAAAAGAUCUAAGAGAAUAGAAGAGACAAGGAGCAUGGUGCAUUCUGCUCAUAUUUUUCACCUUUUUUUUUUUUUUAAACCAUAGUUUUUAUUUUUUCUUAUUUUGCUUUUGGUUUUGCAUAUCAUAUAUUGAUUUUUAAACAUAUACUUUCUCCUCCCAACCUAGCAGGACUUUCAUUUUACUUAACCUCUCUCCGCUCCCCCCCCCCCAAAAGAUAAAAACUGUAAAACUAACAAAAACCCAGAGAAUGUAUCCAAUCGUUCACAAAUAUUCCACUUUCCAUUUCUAUAGAGAAAUGGAAAGAAGUUUGGCUUCUCAAUUCUUCUGGCACCAAGUUUGGCUAAUAAAAUUAGUUGAGUUUUGUUUUG
Messenger RNA from Sarcophilus harrisii (Tasmanian devil), 2253 nucleotides. RefSeq names its product centromere protein U (gene CENPU). Gene Ontology annotation, cellular component: nucleus. The record is from RefSeq and is a predicted model, not a curated record. NCBI's taxonomy places the organism in Eukaryota, Metazoa, Chordata, Mammalia, Dasyuromorphia, Dasyuridae. The coding region runs from base 172 to 1407 and encodes 411 amino acids. The transcript is spliced from 13 exons.